Molecule: messenger RNA, 7587 nt
Organism: Stegostoma tigrinum
Lineage: Eukaryota; Metazoa; Chordata; Chondrichthyes; Orectolobiformes; Stegostomatidae
Gene: nifk
Product: nucleolar protein interacting with the FHA domain of MKI67
Exons: 6
Coding region: 103-927 (274 amino acids)
Biological process (GO): maturation of LSU-rRNA from tricistronic rRNA transcript (SSU-rRNA, 5.8S rRNA, LSU-rRNA)
Cellular component (GO): nucleolus
Molecular function (GO): RNA binding
Source: RefSeq, a predicted model, not a curated record
GGAAGCUCCUCCCUGUCGCUGUUGGCACCACAACGUGGUCACCGAGAGCAGCUGCUGGGCUCCGUUCACUUUCUGAAAGUUUCAGGGUCGGCAGCAAGAGUCAUGGCGGAGUCGAAGAGCGGGCCGGGCUCCCGCGCCCAGCAGUUAAUGUCUCUCGACCCCAAGAAGCAGAAGGAGUUUCAGCGGAAGCUGCAUGGGAUGAAGAAACAGAAGAAGGUUGAAAAGCUGACACCAGGUGUAAUUUACUUAGGCCAUAUUCCUAAGGGAUUCUUUGAACCCGCGAUCAAGAAAUACUUCUCCCAGUUUGGAACAGUUUUAAGAGUGCGGCUUUCACGCAGCAAAAAGACUGGAAACAGCAAAGGAUACGCUUUUGUGGAGUUUGAAUGUGAGGAAGUUGCCAAAAUCGUUGCAGAAACAAUGAACAACUAUUUAUUUAAUGAAAGGCUCUUAAAAUGUCAGAUUCUUCCACCAGAAAAAGUACAUCCACAACUUUUUAAAGGUAGCCAUACAACUUUUAAGAAGCCUACCUUCCCGUCUGUUACUCGCUACAACAAGAAAAGAACACCAAAGCAAGAAAGUGUGAUGUCAAAAAGACUCCUUGCAAAAGAAGGCCGGUUACGGAAAAGGCUUGCUGAGAAAGGGAUUGACUACGACUUUCCUGGUUUUGCUGCAGUGCUGCCUCAGACAAAAAAACAAACAUGUGCAGAAAUGAAUGACACAGUCAACAGCCAGGAUGUGACUCCUGUCUGCACACCAACUGUUCUAAAACGACGUCAGUCUUUAAAGACUAUUGAUGAUACAGAUGAUGAAGUCACAUUCAAGGUACAACCUGUUGAAAGGAUUGGCAAAAAGAAAAGCAAAUCAGCUGAAAAAGUGCAAAAGACGAACAAAUUAAAGAAAACUAAAAGAAAAAUUCGCGCCAAAUGAAGUGUGCAGGAUUUUUAAAUGACGAAUUGGAAAAGACACAUUGGUUAUCUUUGCAGGAACUUAAGAUCUGCCAAUGAAUGAUAUGUUUUGUUGUGAUAAGUGCCACUGAAAUGUUGAGUUUUUUUGAUUAAUUUGUUGAUGCAAGUUUUUACUUGGAGUAUGAACAAAUAUACUUAAGAUGCCCUGAUAACCGCUUGUAUUAAAAGUGGAAUGUUCUGCAAGUCAACAAGUCAAUCUUGUUUCCCCAAAAGUCUUUACAAAGCUUAAAUAUUUUGGUACAGUAAUUUCAAAAUGUCAAUUUAAAGAUUUUAAUUGAUUUAGUUUCCAGUUUUGAAUAAACAUCUUUGCCCAAAAUAGGUUUGAAAGUUAAGUUGUUUCAUUUUAAAUUACAGACUUGUAUGAUGAAUGUUGAAAGGUUAAGUUAGAGAUUAGUAAAAAGGCUUGAAAUACAGAGAGGUCAACCAGCAGAAGGAUGGAAAAAUAUUACAUAGCACCCUUAUCAGAAUACAAGAGUCUGCAAGUCACUGCUGUGCUUAAAACAAAUCAGGUUUAUCUGCUUUCUUUUCUCAGUCAAUAUAUCAAAAGGAAAAAUGGUUCCUACUGACAUUUUGGUAUUGCUAAGGUCACAAUAUAUCAUUGUAAUGUACAGCAGAUUUGGUUGUUGGACACCAACUUUGUAUCUUCAGAACUUCUGACUAUCUGGUUACGUCCCAAUGAUUCAUGCAGUAGUCAGACUUGCAGCAUUCUGAAUCUGCCACGUUUUCUUUGUAGUUGUUCAUACUUAGCAGCUGCAUUCAUCAUACCUUGAUAUGGAAGUGGCCUUAUUACUUUUAAUGUUUUUCAAAACUAAUUCUAGAUACUGCAGUGCAUGCAAGGACAGGUACUGAAGGAAGAAAAUUUAACUGGCCUGGAGCAACUUGUAUCUUUUGGUUGAGCUUCAUUCGGUCAAUAUAUAUAUAUUUGUACAAAAACAUUGCAUUCAGACAGAAUAAAUCAUGUCUGUCAGCUUUUAAGUUUGUCUGUUUGUUUAUGUCCGUCUUGUACUGUUAGUAUUUGUGAAAUGGACAAAUAAUUUUUUUACAUUAUAACAAUACAUCAUUCAUAUUUAACUAUCAAAUUAAGUUUGUUUACAUAGAGUUCAUUAUAUACAGGUGAGAUGGUGUGUAGUUCUUUUUAUUUUGAAUCAAAAUCUGCUGUCGUCUUUGUUAGAUAUUUGUAAGAUGAAGAAAAUAGUCCUACAGUUUUCCUGUGAUUAAUGCAACAUAAAUGUGCUUCAAGUUUUGACUAGUUUUGUGUGUGUGUAAAAAAAAAAAAGUUCAUAAAUCAAUCUCUUGUGGCUUUGUGUAUCAAAAAUAUUUCUAAGCUACAAUAUAUUGAGAGUACUGCUGAUUUAGUGUUCGAAUACUAAUUAGAUUUUUUAUUGCUUAGAAUUGUCUCACCUAUCUUCUUUACUUCCUGAUUCAAAUUUCCUGCCUAUAAAAUUAGAGUGCAAUUAGAAGUCAAACAAAAAUAUCUCCCUUUUAAAACAUUUAAUGUAGAGAAAUUAAGAGUAAUAAUUACAAUUGCAUUUUGUUGGAAGAAAUGUUGCUGGAACCAUAACUGGUGUUACUUGGAGAAACCUAAAGUACUGCAGAUGCUGGAAAUCAGAAAUUGUUGGUAAAACUCAGCAGGCCUGGUACCAUCUGUGCAGAGAAAGCAGAGUUCACGUUUUGGAUCCAUUGACCACAUUUAGGAGCACUCUGCAUCAGACUGGUCUGUGGAUUGCAAAGACUGAUAUUGUAAGAUUUGCAAAGAAGAUUUGAAAGGAUAAUAUGAGAAAUUGAGGGGUUGUAACUUUUCACAAAUGACUGAAAAGCUAGAAGCUUUUUUCUCUUCUGGAAAAUAGCAGUCCAGGAAGCAAAUUAAGAGGGGAAUCGGUUGGGCAGAUGUGGAGAUACUUUCCACUUGUGUGGGAGUAGGGGUCACCAAUGAAUGGCACGUAUUACUAAAGGCAAUGAAGGAAUCACCAGAAAGAUCUUUACACACAGUAGACAGAAAGUGGCGCUUGCUACUACAUGGGGCAGAGGAGGCAAAUUUCACAGUUCCAUAGCCAGUAUGGACAAAAUGGGGAGAAUGGCUACCUUCUGUACUGAAAUGACUAUACGUUUGUCAGAGAAGAAUCAUGUAGAACCCAAACAGCAGCACAGAACAUGGGUAAGAAUUGGCCUGUCUCCAUGCUGUAUGUCCCAUGUAGCAAAUCUGCAAGAUAGUGUGAGACACACAAAUUUAACUGUUUCUCUCAGCAGAUGCUGUCGAUAACUGCUGAGUUUCCUUUUUUUUGGUUUUGGUUUUAUUAUUGAUGAUUCAAUGCAUGGUUGAUAUCCAUUUUUUUCUGACCAAACAAAUAAGACUUUGUAAACCUUUCAUAAUACCUCUGACAACUUUAAUGACUAUUUGCUGCAUUUUUCCUUUUGAGGCCACUAAUAAAGUAGUAGAAAUUAAACAAAAGAAUAUGUGUACUGAAUGCAAAAGACUUUUAUGAUGUCUACAGAUAUUAGGUUUAUGUGUGGUUUUAAUUGUGUAUAUCUUGACAAGUUUUCUUGUAUAUUUAUGGAGACAAUGCAUUGCCUACUUGGGAAAGAGAAAAAGAUUAGGGUGGCUCUGAAAGUACCAAUUAUUAUUAUUUAAUGAGGUUAUCUUGAUUUUCAGAUUGAUUUCAAAUUGGAUCUCACAGUGUAGUCUGCCAGCUGGCUUCAACCUUCUGCAUUUUUCAAACUAAUCAGAAUAUACAACUGAUACUUUGAGCCUUUUAGCUUGGAGUGAUCACAUUUGAUUUAUCUGACAACCUUGCCUUAAUUUGGGGCUUUCAUAAUGGUUCUGACUUCAUGCUGUGAGAUUGCCCAGAAAUUCCUCAUUCUGGGCAGACAUGAGGUCAGACAUUCCAAACUGGUUGUUCCGGUUAGCUUAUUGCGUGCCUCUGUUGGAACAAGUUAUAAUUGUGCUUUACAGACAUUCAAAAAGCUAUGGUUAGGAUCAUGUCUCAUUUUAGAAAAGUCUUGGGUAUAGUACUAAAAACAUGGAUCUAAGAUGUCCCAGUUUAUGCUAAUUCAACAGAAGUUAGAAAACAGACAAAAAAAAGUACUAUAUCAAUAAGAGGGAACAUUUUGCUUAGUCUUGUUUAAUUGGUAUGUUUCAGCAAGCUACAAAUAUUGCUAUAAAGCAUGAUAACAACACCAAUUAAAUGUUGGAAGUAGUAGGAACUGCUGAUGCUGGAGAUUCUGAGAUAUCAAGGUUUACAGCUAGAUGAACACAGCAGGCCAAGCAGCAUCAGAGAAGCAGGAAGGCUGACAUUUCUGGUCUGGACCCUUCUUCAGAAAAUCCGAAGAAGGGUCCAGACCCGAAAUGUCAGCUUUCCUGCUCCUCUGCUGCCUGACCUAUGUUCAUCCAGUUCUACACCUUUAUUUUCUCACCAAUUAAAUGUUAUCUAUUUUAACACACUCCAAGACUUCACAGGAGCAAACAUCAAAUUAAAAUUGGCCCCUGGUAUGUUGGGAUACAGACAGCUAGAUUUUGGUUCGAAGUCUGUUGAGGGUGCACAGCAGGAAAUUGGCUUGAACAGUGGAAUAGUCAAGCUCAAGUUCCUUUUUUGGUUUAGCUUUCAUUUACUGUAUAUUGAAAAUCUUUAACUUCUUUUCAUAUUUCACAUGCUUCACUUCCCUUGCUUCAGAGACAAUAUCCCUAAAAACUUCAGAAUGCUAAAUUGAUCCAACUAUAAAUAACAAUGAAAAAUAAAAGGAAUGCAGAUAUUUGCACUAGGUGACACCAUUUUGGUAUUCCAGUGCAAUGAAUAAAGGAGCUAUCCAUGGUGCUUUGUAUAUUGCUAGAUUCUGUGAUGGUGUUCUUUGUUUAAUGCAUAAACUGGCACUCUUUCAACCACUACUCUGUCAGAGCAAACUGCUGGAUCUUGUGCUACCACGAAAAGAUGAAAUAGUAGAGGUCGAUUGUCUUUGUCAUUGUGAAAGCAAGCCACACAAGUGGCAAGAUUUCAUCUUAUAGCGGUUAUAUAGAUCAACAUGAUACUGAACAGAAGUGUUUCCCAGGCUUUCUGAAACUAAUUAAAAUUACAGUGAAGGAGGAGCCAGUUAGACUGUCUUUGGCAACUUCAAGAUCACAAGGAGUUCAGAUUACUAUCAGGCAAAUGGAACAAAACAAUCGUGGUUAAAUCUAAGACAGUUAAUCUGCAUACCUAUCCUGGAAUUGACUGUGGUUCACUCUCAUAGUCAUCAUUCAUGACCUGCGCUGGAGAAUGUGUUGUGUGUUCUUAUCAAGUGAGGAUGGAAUUUGGAAUGAUUGUAAAGCCACUAUGAUGGAAAAUAUCUAAAAAUUACUGUCUAGGUUCCUUCAUGAAAAAUCAGAUGAAGUACUGUACCCCAUAUUUCUGUAACACCUUCUGAAUGGGACAGCUCAGGAAACUGGCAUGAUGCGGUUCAACAUACUUUUAAUCAUGUAAGUUGUAACAUAGAAGAAUUCACAAGGCUUCCAUUUUAAUUUCUACUGUUUAUCCUAACAAAAUAAAACUGAAAGCAGCUAUGAAAUGAAUGAAUUUAAGAGUGGUUAAAGUAUUCAGGCGUCAGAGUGCCACUUUGCUAACUAAUCAGCUUUUUCUCGUGCAGUAUAAAUUGUUGCUGCCUUGUACAGGAAGUAAGCCUUCAUUGCUCUGUCUCUAUUUUCACCAAUAAACUGUUACUCAGGAUUACAGUUCUUUUACCAAAACCUUAAGGCAAUCAUAUACACAGUUUUAAAAUGUCACCAAUGAGCUUAAACGGAAUCUGUUGUUGUGGUCAGUGUUCAAACACAACAAUGUUAGACAUGGAUGGGGCCUACUUUAAGUUUGGAAGUGUGACAGCAUUUUCUAAAAGGCAAUUGGUUCACUUUGUUUUUAGCUACUGAACAGCUCUUUUGUAAGGAGCGUUUAGUCAUACACCUUUCAUAGCAAAAAAAAAUUCCUAGUAAAACACGAAUGUAGGAGUAGCGUUGUUAUUCACCUUCAAAUUACUUUUGACAAUUGUAUUUGCAAUUUGUUUUAACCAAACAACCCAGGAAUGGAUUAGACUUGCACAAAAUAUACUUUAUGAUACGUGUACAUUCUACCAAUACCAAACUCAAAUCCUUGUUGCCUAUAGUUUCAAUUGAAUCCUGGACCACAAGACCCAAAACUUUGUUACAACCCUGGAGUAGUGCACUGAAAAUCAUGUCCUGCUGUUCCAAGAGUCAUCGCAGAAGUUAAAGAUUUCAAAUGUAUACAAAAUUCCUCAAUUUUCCUUAAUUUCAGACCCAGAAUGAUAGAAAACAUGGACCAAGUUUCUGUACUGAACAAGGAUCACUAUUUAUUACAAAUAAUUAGAUUCUAAUUAUUAAACAGUCACCACUAAUUAAAACUUUAAUCCCCUAUAAACACCCACAUAAACAUAUAUAUACAGACACACACACACGCACAGUGUAAAAUAGGUUGUAGGUUGAGGGGAGAAACUGGAAAGACAGUUUUUGUUCCCAGGUACUAUUAUUGAACUGAUCCAUAUGACUUUUCACUGGGCAAAUUCCUCCUGUUGCUUCAAUCAUCUUUCUUUGAUUUCUUCCAGUGAAUGGUGAGAGACACAAAGUGGCGAGUACACUUGUUAAAAGUCUCUGACUUAUCAGUUCAAAACAACAGUUUACAAUAAUGUGUGCAGGAAAGAUGAACCGGCUGAAUUCAGGUUUACAGUGAGUUUUGACUGCAGAAAACAAACUGCUCAGUACUGAAACUUCUCUCACUCUCUACUUAAAUGUGUGCCCCGUAUCUCUUGAUUUAUUCUUCAAAAUAAUUUUCCAAUUUACUUUAGCCAGCUCUGCUUUCAUGCCUUACAAUCAGCCUUAUUUCAGUUUAAGAAAGUAGUCUCAGAACCACUCCUCUCACCUUCAAACUGAAUGUAAAAUUCAAUCAUAGUAUGGUCACUAUUACCUAAGGAUGUAUUUGCUAUGAGAUGCUUAAUUAUUCCUAUCUAGUAGCAAAAUAACAGUCCUAAUACAAUCUGCCCUCAGGUCUGCUGUUCUAAGAAUACUGGUCUACAUUUUUUUAUAAACUGUUCCAAACUUCUUGUUAAUUGUCAAAUUGCAGUAUCUAUACAUUGUGUAAUCACUUGCUGAUCACCAAUGCCUUUUACUGAAGGAGUGAAUGCUUCCUCGCAUACCACUUCGCAGAUUCUUACAUUCGUCUGCUAUCUCAUCUGAGCCAUUUUUCACAGUCUUGAGUCUACAGUAAGAAUGUUGGAGGCCUUCAUAGCACAGUCCAAUUUUCAAGCAAAGGUCAUGGAACAGCAAAUAGGAAGUGUCAUGAGCUGUAUUCUGUUCUUGAUUUCUCUGGUUUUUGAAGUCAGUCGUGUUACUCAAACUGUGUUUCAGCCCAAGCUUAUUGUUAUGAAUGGAGUUUUCUAAGAAGGUAAUGUUUUGUACCGUCCCUUUAACUCAAGGAAAAUGGAGAAAUAUUGUCUUGUAUGUUUAAGAGAUGUCUUUGGUUUGUUUCGAUAGAGUCAGACUCCAAUAUUUGUUUCUUUCUUUUCUUGAUUUGCUAGUGUACAAAACUGAAUUGCAUCUCUGAAUCUGUAAAUAUGCAGAUAUUUUUAUGAAUAAAAAAUAUUUUUGAAA